GAGAGAGAGAGAGAGGGGAGGGGGAUAAAACCUCUUGAACUAAUGUUGGCAGUAUCUUAUAUUGAGUUUUGGAAGUUGCUCGGAGAGACGAGUCGUGUGUACAGUCGCCAUACGAGCAAAGGGAAUCAUUAUUUCCAAAUCUGCGAAAGGAUAAGAAAGAAAGAAAGAAAGAAAGAAAGAAAGAAAGAAAGAAAGAAAGAGAGAAAGAAAGAAAGAAGGGAAUCAUUUAUUCUGUAAAAUAGCGCCGACGUCCUUAUGGUUCACUGAAGGGGGGGAAAAAACAAAACCAACUAAAUAUUAAUGUCGACCAAAUUCAUGUGAUAUUGAACGCCGAGGGAGAAUUACAGAUAUCUGAGCAGAAGUCCUCCGACGUCCUGCUGAGUCAUGGCUCCAAGUCUGUCCCGGGCCUACAGGAAGAAGUGGUGGAUGGCGGUGACGGCGGUCAUCGAAAACUUGCUGUUCUCUGCUGUUCUGCUGGGCUGGGGCUCCCUGCUUAUCAUGCUGAAGAAUGAAGGCUUUUAUUCCCACCUCUGCACAGACAACGGCACUGCGGCGGGUAACUUGACAUCGUGGGAAAGCGGCGUUUGGCUGAGUUGCGUGGAGCAGGAGGAGAUACUGAAUCUGGGCUUUACCAUCGGCUCGUUCCUGCUGAGUGCCGCGACCCUUCCACUCGGGAUUCUGAUGGACAAAUACGGGCCGCGCCCACUGAGGCUUCUUGGCAGCUUGUGUUUUGCAGCCUCCUGUGCGAUGAUCGCUGCCGCUGCAUACAAACCUCAAGUGCUGUCAGCCUUCAUCUUCGUCGCUGUCUCCUUCAAUGGCUUUGGAGGAAUCUGCUUAACGUUCACCUCCCUUACACUGCCAAACAUGUUUGGCAAUGUACGUUCCACCAUCCUCUCCCUGAUGAUUGGUUCCUAUGCCUCGUCAGCAGUCACCUUCCCUGGUGUCAAGUUGAUCUAUGACCUGGGCGUGUCUUUCCGGGUCAUCAUGUGGGUGUGGUGUGGGAUGGCCUGCAUGGUCUUCAUCAACUGCUUCCUCAACUGGCCGGCUGAAUCCUUUCCUGCACCUGAAGAUAUCAGAUACACGAAGACUGUGAAGACGAGCGGGACUGUAACGGCUGACAAAAUGACAGGGGACAGUUUCUACACCUAUGUGACAGAAAUGGAGGAAACAGUGGGACAAAAGAAGCGAGAAUCUGAGGAAAAUGGUUCCUCCAGUGAAGCUCAGGGCUCUGUUCCACUUUGUCAUUCCGUGUGUUCUCCCAUCUUCCUCUGGAGUCUCAUCACUAUGGCCAUGACCCAGCUGAGGAUCAUCUUCUUCAUGGGUGCCAUGAACAAGAUGUUGGAGUUUCUGGUUACCCAUGGCGACCCCCACCCUUCUGAAGAACUGGCGAGGGAGGCCGAAGCUCAAGUUGGUUUCUACUCGUCUAUCUUUGGUACCCUGCAGCUACUUUGUCUACUGACCUGCCCCCUGAUUGGCUACAUCAUGGACUGGAAGAUGAAGGAAUGUGAAGAAGACCAAGCGACCACACACACAGAGAAGAGCCACUCAGGUUCCACGAAGAGAGACAGGAAGAUUCAGAAAUUGACCAAUGCCAUCAGAGCUUUCCUUUUCACCAACCUGCUAUUGGUCACCUUCGGAAUCAUUAGCAUGAUUGACAACCUUCCCUUGCAGGUGUUUUCCUUCGUCCUCCACACAGUAGUCAGAGGGUUUAUCCACUCCUGUUGUGGAGGUCUCUAUGCUGCUGUGUAUCCCGCCAAACAUUUUGGGACAUUGACAGGCCUGCAGUCGAUGAUCAGUGCUGUGUUCGCUCUGCUCCAGCAACCGCUGUUCAUGGUUAUGGUGGGGGAGCUCAACGGAGACCCACACUGGAUAAACUUUGGACUUCUCAUCUUCUCCUUGUUUGGUUUCCUCUUGCCGGGCUACCUCUUCUACCACCGCCGAAACCUGACCAGGCAGAAAGCACAGCGUGGCAGGUCAGCUUCUGACCCGUCGGCCACAGACGGAGCUCGUUUCCUUCAGUCAGGGAGUGCAGAUGGUAAAAAGCAAGCCAAUGGACAAGCAACUAAUGCCAAAAAUGGACCCACAGAAAAUGGGUACGUCGCUUAGCUUGAAUGCUCUUAGGUUGAUAAAUCUAAGGAAAGAGUUACCUUGGGUACUCAGUAUUAGCUAGCGGCAAGGUAUAAACUGAUCCUGCCUGGUUCAACAACAAUCAUUACAGGGUAUUAAAAGAUGAGAGUUUUUUUUUUUUUUUACUAACGUAUUGUUUUUUUUUAAUUUCAUGAGGGUUUUCUGUCAAGGAAGACAAAUGAACCUGCUAGAAAAUAUUGAUCAAGACCAACAGUGACCAUGAACAAACAAAGAAAGGGUUUGUGAACGUCUUGUCACUUGACUGACAUUAAAUCUGAAGAUAUGUGUGCUGGUAUCAAUCCGGACAACCCCUCCCCCAACACACACCAGGUUCGAGUAGAAACUGGAUCUACUUAUGACAGGUUCUGUGAGGCAACAGCCCACCAGAGCGUAACCUCCCCCCCCCCAAAGAAAAGCCUUUUUCAAUUCAAUUCUGUUACUCAGUUGAUCAUCCAUCCAUCCAUCCAUCCAUCCAUCCAUCCAUUAUCUACACUCACUUAAUCCAAUUCAGGGCCAUGAGAGGUUGGAGUGUUUCCCAGCAUGCAUUGCACAGGAUGCACGUUGGCAGCCUAGACAGGUUGUCAGUCCAUCAGAUUAUGAUUAUUUUGGAGAAUGCUAAAAGCACACGCGCAGCAGCUGCAGUGUUCCUAGCUUGACUGAUAAUUGAACUUUAGAUAUUUAACAGAGAGCUACUGCGUCAGCGUAACCGGCCAAGUCCCAAGCUGGGCUUUGUCGAGGUUCCUGCCGUCUUUCAUAGUGACUGAAGAUGGAAAAUACAUGAGAUAAGAACAGGAAAAACCAAGACUCUGGGGUAACGGAUUAGAUUGUGCUCUAAAGACAUUAUAGCUGAAUGAAAUGUAGGUUUUUAUACAUCUGUAAUAUUUAAUGUACAGAAAACACGGUGUGCAUUGCUUAAAACAUGUUUGUACUGUAUAUGUAUAUCCUGUGAUCUAUAAACUGUAUAUUUUCAUGCAGUUCUGGUCACCUCACCAAAUAUAUUUGAAUGUCCAUUCUGUCGCACAAAUUGAGAUAGUAGAAAUUCUAUUUUGUGUAAUAAGUCAAAGGGCUUUGUUUGUUUGUUUGUUUGUUUGUUUGCACAUCUCAAAUUUCUGGUAUAGCUUAAGGUUUGCCUUUUUUCUCAUUUGUUCAUUUCUUUAUUUACACAUAUAAAAUUUUUAAAAAGAUACAAUAUAUAAUUUGAAAUAAGAUGUGAAGGAGAAUUGCCUAAAAACCCUCCAGGGGCUUGGAAAGUGGCAUUCUCCAGGCAGCAUACUACAGGAAACAAUUACAGCAAUGCGGUACGCACAAUUUGUGUGUAUCAAUAAUUCCACACAUAGCAAGACACGGAGACACAGUUCAGCACAGCACCCGACAACAAUGCAUCCCAUUAACACCCAUGUUACACAAGUACAAUGACUCAGUCAUAGUCACAACACACACACACACACACACAUCAAGAACACUCAUUCAUGAUACAUGCAAGCGUACACACACAAACUCUAUCACUAAGAGUAUACACUCAUGUGAUAUGGCUUAGAGUUUUCAUAAGACA
This is a messenger RNA of Lampris incognitus (smalleye Pacific opah), 3679 nucleotides long. RefSeq names its product solute carrier family 43 member 1b (gene slc43a1b). Lineage: Eukaryota; Metazoa; Chordata; Actinopteri; Lampriformes; Lampridae. The record is from RefSeq and is a predicted model, not a curated record. Gene Ontology annotation, molecular function: L-amino acid transmembrane transporter activity; neutral L-amino acid transmembrane transporter activity. Bases 385 to 2106 code for a protein of 573 amino acids. The transcript is spliced from 15 exons. Gene Ontology annotation, biological process: transmembrane transport; neutral amino acid transport.